UUUUUCCGGCCGUCACGGAUGUGAGUAACCGACUUUAGUUGUCAUGACGUGGUGUGUCCGCCUCCAGUCACACAGCUGCUGCUGACGAGAGGAAGAGCCUGAGCCAACAAGUCAGCUUCCCAUCGAGAAAAACACAAUUUAUUCAGUUUGGUUAACAGGUCUUUUGUCGGCUAUGAUGAGGUGGUGACCCUGGGUCGGCCGGGCCGUGACAUGAUUGCAGCUUGGCACAGAGAAAAGACGGAGCAGAGUGAUUGAGAAAGAAGAAUGGGCAGGAGCGCCUGGGGCUGCUGGCAAAGCGUUGUCUCUACUGCAGUGCUCUACGGCUCUUUGGCCUUGUUCACCUCCAUCCUCCACAAUGUGUUCCUCCUUUACUACGUGGAGACAUUUGUGUCGGUCUACAAGAUUGAUAAAAUCUCCUUCUGGGUGGGAGAGGCAGUGUUUCUUCUAUGGAACAGUCUGAAUGACCCUCUCUUCGGCUGGCUGAGUGAUCGCGCCUUCCUCAGCUCUCCUCAGUCAGGCUCUUCGAUCACCACUCCAGAGGUGGUGCUGAAGCGCCUGAAGGCCCUCUCCACAAAUGGCCCUCUCUUCGCUCUGUCCUUCCUGGCUUUCUGGGUGGCGUGGGCCAGACCGGGGCUGCAGUUCCUGCUGUGCCUGUGUCUGUACGAUGGUUUCCUCACAAUGGUGGACCUCCACCACAGCGCCCUGCUGGCUGACCUCGCUGUGUCCGCCGUCGAUCGCACACGCCUCAACUUCCACUGCUCCGUGUUCAGCGCUUUGGGCUCGUUUUCCGUGUUUCUGUCUUACUGCUUCUGGAACAAGGAGGAUUUCUACUCCUUCCGCGUCUUCUGUGUGACUCUUUCAGCUUUUUCCAUCUUGGGCUUUUUGUUAGUGUCUCGGUUGCUACAGCAUCGUUUCCAAAAGGAAGUCCGUCCAAGACAGGAUGAGGCACUGACACUCAAAGAGCUGAGUGUUGAAAACGCUCCACUUACUCACCCAGAAAAAGCUGUCACCCUUGGACAGUACCUCAAGCAGCUCUCCAAACACAAGAACUUCAUGUGGUUUGUGUCAAUGAACCUUAUUCAGGUGUUUCACUGCCAUUUCAACAGCAACUUCUUUCCUCUUUUCCUGGAACAUCUGCUGUCUGACAAUGUUUCUGCCUCUACAGGUUCAAUCUUACUCGGCAUCUCUUUCAUUGCCCCCCACCUGAACAACUUGUAUUUCCUGACACUGUGCCAGCGUUAUGGGGUUUACCAGGUUAUCCGCUGGCUAUUUAUGCUCAAACUGGGACUUAGUGUGGCUAUGCUCUUGGCAGGGGCUGACCACAUUUAUCUGCUGUGCAUCUUCAUUGCUAGUAACCGAGUGUUUACGGAGGGGACGUGCAAGCUGCUGAAACUGGUUAUUACCGAUCUGGUGGAUGAGGACUUUGUGGUCAAUCGACGUCAGCAGGCCGCCUCUGCUCUCCUCUUCGGGAUGGUUGCUUUGUUGACCAAACCUGGCCAGACAUUCGCCCCUCUCAUAGGCACCUGGCUGCUGUGUGUUUACACAGGUUAUGAUGUUUUUGAUCGGGAACCCAUGAAGGACUCUCUGGUUUCUGUGCCUGACGUUGCCUCAGGCUCGGGGACUCCGCCUCUACGCCUGGGCUGCUUCUACAUGUUGGUGUUUGUGCCUAUCACCUGUGCCCUGCUCCAGCUGGCUGCCUGGUCUCGCUUCACACUUCACGGCCGCAAGCUGCAAGGGAUCAAGACCCUAAGACAAGGGGCCCAGCAUGGCCACCUUAUCGAUGUCAAGGCCAUAUGAACUGAAUAGAGCUGGGUGAAGCUGCACACAGACACUUUCUUAAAUGGACGGUUUUACAAUCCCUUUGUGCAGCCCAGCCUUCUGUGCAUGAACAUGAACCACUGCACAACAUGUGGCUUUGUGGACGGUGAAAAAUGCACAAUAGGCUGACCAAUCCCACUGGGAAGUAACAUUUUUAAACCUGCCUUAUUUUUUUAAAUAUUAGAAUAUUGACCUAUAUUUAUAUUUGAACAGAUGACCAAAAGAUAAAUGGAACCAAUCAGUCCUGUCGGAUGUAGACGGACCAAGUUCACAACUUUUUAUGGUGUGCUUUAAAUAUGGGGUGCCCUCUUUUAAACUGUUAGUCAAGCAUAAUCCUGGUCUAGAGUACAGCCCGAGCCCUAUUGCUGCUAGCUAAUUUGUCUGUAACAUCAGCCUGAUUUUAAAAUAAAAAACAGGAGGGAAGGUUUACCACAGAGAUUCAGAUUUCUGAUGUUAAGAUGAAGAACAUGAAAUAAACUUGCAUUAAUGUGUUUCGAGUGCUAUUUAUACUGCAUGAAAUCCUCUUCAGAGCUGAGUCGUUGUUGUAUUUGUUUUUACAUUUACACAGAAUGCCCUGCCGGUCUGAUGUUGAGAACUGUAUUUUCUGAUGUGUACAGUAUUGAUGUUUUUGCACAAAACUGCCAUUUGUCUGUUGUACUUCUAACAUUGUUUCAUAUUUUCUGGACUGUAAUCAUAAGGAAAUGAUGCAGUGGUAACCAUAUUAUCAGUUCACUUUUGUAAUUUUUCAAAUUGUACAAAGAAUUUGUGGCAUUACCACAAAUAAACCUCGUCAAUGGGA
This is a messenger RNA of Perca fluviatilis (European perch), 2617 nucleotides long. RefSeq names its product major facilitator superfamily domain containing 13A (gene slc68a1a). The transcript is spliced from 9 exons. NCBI's taxonomy places the organism in Eukaryota, Metazoa, Chordata, Actinopteri, Perciformes, Percidae. The coding region runs from base 265 to 1797 and encodes 510 amino acids. The record is from RefSeq and is a predicted model, not a curated record.